CAUGCGCAGCAGUCACUCCCGCUGUAUAUUAAGGCGCCGGCGGUCGCGGCCUGAGGCUGCUCCUGGACAAGGGCGACGAACGGUUCGUUUGGACUUGCUGGCUUGCGUGCCCUCCGCCGCCUCCGCAGAGUCCCCCGCGCAGGAGCCAGCAUACUUCUUGAACAUGGAGACUGUUGUUCGACGAUGCCCAUUCUUAUCCCGAGUCCCCCAGGCCUUUCUGCAGAAAGCAGGCAAAUCUCUGUUGUUCUAUGCCCAAAACUGCCCCAAAAUGAUGGAAGUUGGGGCCAAGCCAGCCCCUCGGGCACUGUCCACUGCAGCAGUACACUACCAACAGAUUAAAGAAACCCCUCCGGCCAGUGAGAAAGACAAAACUGCCAAAGCCAAGGUCCAGCAGGCUCCUGAUGGACCCCAGCAGAGUCCAGAUGGCACGCAGCUUCCGUCUGGACACCCCUUGCCUGCCACGAGCCAGGGCACUGCAAGCAAAUGCCCUUUCCUGGCAGCACAGAUGAGCCAAAGAGGCAGCAGUGUCUUCUGCAAAGCCAGUCUUGAGCUUCAGGAGGAUGUACAGGAAAUGAAUGCUGUGAGGAAAGAGGUUGCUCAAACCUCAGUGAGCCCCAGUGUGGUUAGCGUGAAAACCGGUGGAGGGGACCCCAGUGGACUGCUGAAGAACUUCCAGGACAUCAUGCAAAAGCAAAGACCAGAAAGAGUGUCUCAUCUUCUUCAAGAUAACUUGCCAAAAUCUGUUUCCACUUUUCAGUAUGAUCGUUUCUUUGAGAAAAAAAUUGAUGAGAAAAAGAAUGACCACACCUAUCGAGUUUUUAAAACUGUGAACCGGCGAGCACACAUCUUCCCCAUGGCAGAUGACUAUUCAGACUCCCUCAUCACCAAAAAGCAGGUGUCAGUCUGGUGCAGUAAUGACUACCUAGGAAUGAGCCGCCACCCACGGGUGUGUGGGGCAGUUAUGGACACUUUGAAACAACAUGGUGCUGGGGCAGGUGGUACUAGAAAUAUUUCUGGAACUAGUAAAUUCCAUGUGGACUUAGAGCGGGAGCUGGCAGACCUCCAUGGGAAAGAUGCAGCCCUCUUGUUUUCCUCGUGCUUUGUGGCCAAUGACUCGACCCUCUUCACUCUGGCUAAGAUGAUGCCAGGCUGUGAGAUUUACUCUGAUUCUGGGAACCAUGCCUCCAUGAUCCAAGGGAUUCGAAACAGCCGAGUGCCAAAGUACAUCUUCCGCCACAAUGAUGUCAACCAUCUCAGAGAACUGCUGCAAAGAUCUGACCCCUCAGUCCCCAAGAUUGUGGCAUUUGAAACUGUCCACUCAAUGGAUGGGGCAGUGUGCCCACUGGAAGAGCUCUGCGACGUGGCCCAUGAGUUUGGAGCAAUCACGUUCGUGGAUGAAGUCCACGCGGUGGGGCUGUAUGGGGCUCGAGGCGGAGGGAUUGGGGAUCGGGAUGGAGUCAUGCCAAAAAUGGACAUCAUUUCUGGAACACUUGGUAUGUAUACACUGUAUCACAUACUCCUUCCUGUUGUGACCUUCCCUUCUGCUCUCAUUGAACUUAUUGCAGAUGCUGCUAAAAACACAGAAGUCUGUGAUGAACUAAUGAGCAGACAUAACAUCUAUGUGCAAGCAAUCAAUUACCCUACAGUGCCCCGAGGGGAAGAGCUCCUACGGAUCGCCCCCACCCCUCACCACACACCCCAGAUGAUGAACUACUUCCUUGAGAAUCUGCUGGUCACGUGGAAGCAGGUGGGGCUGGAACUGAAGCCACAUUCCUCAGCUGAGUGCAACUUCUGUAGGAGGCCACUGCAUUUUGAAGUGAUGAGUGAAAGAGAGAAGUCCUAUUUCUCAGGCUUGAGCAAGUUGGUAUCUGCUCAGGCCUGAGCGUGACCUCAGUUAUUCCACUUAGGCCCCAUUAUCAUAUCCAGAUAGUCUUCAGAGUUGUCUUUAUAUGUGAAUUAAAUUAUAUUAAAUUUUAAUCUAUAGUAAAAACAUAGUCCUGAAAAUAAA
Molecule: messenger RNA, 2008 nt
Organism: Cebus imitator (Panamanian white-faced capuchin)
Lineage: Eukaryota; Metazoa; Chordata; Mammalia; Primates; Cebidae
Gene: ALAS1
Product: 5'-aminolevulinate synthase 1
Biological process (GO): heme biosynthetic process; hemoglobin biosynthetic process; erythrocyte development
Cellular component (GO): mitochondrion; mitochondrial matrix
Molecular function (GO): 5-aminolevulinate synthase activity; pyridoxal phosphate binding
Source: RefSeq, a predicted model, not a curated record